AGCAGUCGCGUCAGCAGUCGAGCGAGGAUGGCGGGAGUUCCUCACCAACCCCAGAACCCGCAGCAAACCGUCGUCCCGGCUACCAAGGUGGAGAUCUCCCUGUCAUGCAGGAACCUGUUGGAUAUGGAUGUCUUCUCCAAGUCGGACCCAAUGGCUGUGAUGUUUGUCCAGGCGACCGCCUCCACCGAGUACAGAGAGUACGGCCGUACAGAGACGAUAUGGAACACCCUCAACCCCGACUUUGUCAAGAAGUUCACCAUCGACUACUUCUUCGAGGAGUCCCAGAAGCUCAUGUUCAAAGUGUACGACAUUGACUCCCAAAGUGCUGAUCUCUCCAAACAUGACUUCCUUGGGCAGGUAACAUGUACCCUGGGAGAGAUUGUCGGCGCGCCAGGCAGCAAGAUCGAGAAACCGCUCACAAGUGGUCCAGCUAAGAAGUGUGGCAAAAUCAUCCUGUCAGCCGAGGAGCUGAGUAGUUGUAAGGACGCUGUGACGUUGCAGUUCCGCGCCUCCAAGCUGGAUAAGAAGGAUUUCUUCGGCAAGUCCGACCCCUUCCUGCUCUUCUACCGAUGCAAUGAGGACGGAAGCUGGACAACCUGCCACAAGACGGAGGUCAUCAAAACGCUGAACCCGCAGUGGAAACAUUUCACUUUUCCUGUCAGGACCUUCUGCAAUGCUGACUAUGACAGGACCAUCAAAGUGGAGUGUUAUGACUGGAACAGGGACGGAGGCCAUGACCUCAUCGGUGUGUUUACGACCAACCUGCGGCAGCUGACCUCCGGACCCACCGGCUCGCAGACCUUCGAUGUGAUCCAUCCCAAGAAGAAGGUUAAGAAGAAGAAGUACAAGAACUCGGGGACGGUGACUCUGCUGUACGCUAAGGUGGAGCAGCAGUACUCGUUCCUGGACUACGUCAGGGGAGGGACACAGAUGAACUUCACAGUAGCCAUCGACUUCACAGCUUCAAAUGGCCAGCCGACGCAGCCGACAUCGCUCCACUACAUCAACCCGUACGGUAUGAACCAGUACGCAACUGCGCUGUGGGCGGUCGGAGAGAUCAUACAGGACUACGACAGUGACAAGUUGUUCCCAGCGUUUGGGUUUGGCGCGAGAACCCCGCCGGGCUACGCAGUGUCGCACUGCUUCCCGCUGAACGGGCAGCCCGGGAACCCGUACUGCUUCGGCGUGGCCGGCAUCAUGGAGGCCUACCAGUGGACACUGCGCCAGGUCCAGCUGUUCGGCCCCACCAACUUCUCUCCUGUCAUCAACCAUGUCGCCAGGUUGGCGUCCCAGAGCAGGGAGGGUUCGGAGUACUUCGUCCUGCUGAUCGUGACAGACGGAGUCAUCACCGACUUCGAGCAGACCAAGGAGGCCAUCGUCAAUGCAGCCACACUGCCGCUGUCCAUCAUCAUCGUUGGUGUCGGCAACGACGACUUCGAAGCUAUGGAGAUCCUGGACGGAGACGAGGUCAGACUGUCGUACCGGGGCCGACAGGCAGAGAGGGACAUCGUACAGUUUGUUCCGUUCCGUGACUACGUGGACAGGCAGGGGAACCAGGUCCUCAGCCAGGCACGGCUGGCCAAGGAUGUGCUGGCGGAGGUGCCCGAUCAGCUGCUGUCCUACAUGAAGAAACACGGCAUCAAACCGGGCGCGCCGCCCCCAGCCUACGUAGCGCCCGCAGGACCAACCGCUCCCUCUGCACCUGCAGGUCCCGGGGGUACCAACAUCAUAUAGGCCCGCGGCUACAGGCCCAUGGCUACAGGCCCGCGGCUACAGGCCCAGGGGCAUCCAACAUCAUAUAGGAGCAUGGCUAUUCACUUUGUGGGGAUAGGUUCAAAUCUUCCAUGAUGAUAUGAUAGAAGAUUACAAUUUAAUUCCACUUUUAAAUAACAUUUUGAAAAACUAUGACAGUCUACAUUUGAUAAUCAUUAAUCUUGAACAAUGAUGAUCAAUAAUAUUGAACCUUAAUUUUUAUACUACGUAUACAGAAUAAGUGCACCAGUGCGCCUUUUCUCAAAAAAAUUAUUUUGAGCCCAUAUCUUGUACAGGUUUGACUGUACUUGUAUUUUCUAAGGUUUACAUCUAUGUGUUACAGACAUCCAAACAUAUGUUCAGAGUUCAACCUUAGGGUGGGUUCAAAUGACUGAGUGUAUACCUUUUAGUUUAGGUAAAACUGGAAAGUCAGAUCUUUUAGUUUAGGUAAAAUUUAUUGAGAAAAAGCUAUGUUUUCCUUUCACUUCAAGUCUGAAGAUUGGUGAUCAAACAAGGCAAAAACCUUUUUUGGCCGCAAACUUUUCCUAGACCCAAAAAAUGUUUAGAUACUGAGCUCAUACGAACUUGACUAUACAGUCAUGUGAACCCACCCAGAGACAGAGGUAAACUUUAAGAUGCCAUACUAGCCAUUGCUGAGCUCUUAAGGGAAUGUAAAACCCAAACUUGCAUUCACUUCAGUGGGCAUCUCACUUGGCUGUGGCUUGUCACUGGCGUCACAGCAUUUUAAAUCGGAUUUGUGUAAUUGGCGAGAAUGUUGUGCAAAACGUACCAGUGCGAGUGAAAAGACAACAAAACACAGGAAGCACAAAAUUAAUUUUUAUAUGGAUGAAAUUUGUUGAGCGCUCUGUCAAAUCGCUCGGCCGUGACAGCGCUACCAACGUGCCGCAGCUUUGCUGAGAUGCCGGCUUAGUGAGCUGAAAUAAGGGCUUCCAACUGGUGUCCUCAAUGUCUGGAAAAUAUCGCAAGUUUCCAAAAGGUGCAGUAAGGAGCUUCUGAAUAGUUCUUAACUCGCAGAAAGGCCACUUCAGGUAUCUUCCUAAUAUAGUUACGUAAAGAAACCUAUGAAAUUUGUGAUGUAAGAAAUUUUGUGAUAUACAUGUAAGAAAAUGAAUUAAUCAAGACAUUUUGAUGUUGAUACAAGUAAUUAUGUGAACAAAGUUCUUCCUGGCUUGCUAUAACAAAUGUCUUUCAAGUAUAAUGGUCAGCUGUGAGGGAGAAUUUUGAAGGA
Molecule: messenger RNA, 3001 nt
Organism: Branchiostoma floridae (Florida lancelet)
Lineage: Eukaryota; Metazoa; Chordata; Leptocardii; Amphioxiformes; Branchiostomatidae
Product: copine-8-like
Biological process (GO): cellular response to calcium ion
Cellular component (GO): plasma membrane
Molecular function (GO): calcium-dependent phospholipid binding
Source: RefSeq, a predicted model, not a curated record